Messenger RNA from Enhydra lutris kenyoni (northern sea otter), 1346 nucleotides. It is a transcript of the gene TRAPPC4, whose product is annotated as trafficking protein particle complex 4. NCBI's taxonomy places the organism in Eukaryota, Metazoa, Chordata, Mammalia, Carnivora, Mustelidae. Gene Ontology annotation, biological process: endoplasmic reticulum to Golgi vesicle-mediated transport. The coding region runs from base 332 to 877 and encodes 181 amino acids. The record is from RefSeq and is a predicted model, not a curated record. The transcript is spliced from 5 exons. Gene Ontology annotation, cellular component: TRAPP complex.
GCAGCGGGGAGGGGGCCGCAGCGAGGGGACGGUUGUUCCCGAGGGUCGCAUCCUGAGAGCUGCCCGCGGCUUACUGGGUUUUGCCGUUAGUUGUGAGGCAGCCACACUUUGCUUCCCCUGGCUCUGGAAACGAGUAAAGAGAGACAGAAAACAAUCUGCCGGAACCCGAAGGGACCCCCGGCGACCCCGCUAAGCGUGGUGCUUCAAGUGCGCAGGCGCCGGCGCGCGCGGGUCAGGGAGCAGUGGGCGGCGGCGGGUCCCGAGGCUGCGGUUCCGGGGCGGGGCCGUCAGGAACAGGCCGAAUAGGCGUCUCCGGGCCGCGGCGGCAGCAAUGGCGAUUUUUAGCGUGUAUGUGGUGAACAAAGCUGGCGGCCUGAUCUACCAGUUGGACAGCUACGCGCCACGGGCCGAGGCUGAGAAAACUUUCAGUUACCCCCUUGAUCUGCUGCUGAAGCUGCAUGACGAGCGUGUGCUGGUUGCCUUUGGCCAGCGCGACGGCAUCCGGGUGGGCCACGCAGUGCUGGCCAUCAAUGGCGUGGACGUGAAUGGCAAGUACACGGCCGAUGGGAAAGAGGUGCUGGAGUACUUGGGCAACCCUGCCAAUUACCCGGUGUCCAUUCGAUUCGGCCGACCGCGCCUCACCUCCAAUGAGAAGCUCAUGCUGGCCUCCAUGUUCCACUCGCUGUUUGCAAUCGGUUCCCAGCUGUCUCCAGAACAGGGCAGCUCAGGCAUUGAGAUGUUGGAGACCGACACCUUCAAGCUGCAUUGCUUCCAGACACUGACGGAAAUGCCCAUCAGGUGUGAGCUGUUUGACCAGAACCUGAAGUUAGCCCUGGAGGUGGCAGAGAAGGCUGGAACAUUUGGACCUGGGUCAUAGGCUGAGCCUGCAACGGAUCCCCCAAAUUUUGAGAGAUCCUAUAGCAGAGAUCCUGCUGUAUCCACUCCAGUGGAGAUUCCCACAGCCUCGUUAGUGCUCUUGAAGACGGGAGGGUGCUGAGCCUGAUGACAUGUACUGAUCCCUGAGCCUUAAUGCCAUGCUCUCUGCCGUCCUAUAUCUAUCAGGAGCCUGAUUCCCAACUCUGUACAGGGUUAUUUAUGGAGGGAGUAGGCCCAUAAAUGCUCAUUAAACAUUCAUUUGAUCUGUUCGCUAUUCUAAUUGAUGGUUUGCGGGGGAAAGGCUCUGGUGGGGAGAUGGGAAUGAUAAGGAAAUUCUAGGAAGAUGAGCUAUGGUCUGGUAGAAAACAAGUAAUUGUUCGCUUGGUUUGUUUUGUUUUUUUAUAUUUUAGGCACAAGUGACAAAUGUAUUUCUUUUUAUCGUUAUUAAAGUUGACAAGUGACAAAUGUAU